CAGCCUCCUCUGCGCUCCUCGCUCACUGGAGGGUGUGGGUGACUCGAGUGCCAGGAGAGCUUUGAAUAACAGAGCGAGAGGGGAGAAAUAAAAGGAAUAAGCAGCACAAGCCCUCAGCCUUUCAGCGGCAAAGACAAGACACAGGAAUAACCAUGCCUGAGCCAGUCCCUGCAGCUAAACCGGAGGGGGAAGAGCAUGGGUCAACUGAGCUCACCGGGCUCUUCGUUGAGAAACCUCCGAGUGAGGUCGUCGCCGUUGCAGGAGGGGACGUCACUCUCAUCGCUCGGGUGGACUCGACCACCCUGACGAGAAAACCCACCAUGAAGUGGCUGAAGGGCAAGUGGAUGGACCUCGGCAGCAAGGCCGGCAAACACAUGCAGUUUAAGGAAACUUAUGACAGAAACACCAAGAUCUACACGUAUGAGAUGAAGAUCGUCAAAGUGGUCGCUGGGGAUGCCGGAGGCUACAGGUGCGAGGUGACGGCCAAAGACAAGUGUGACAGCUCCAUCUUUGAAGUCACCGUUGAGGCUGCACAGCAGGAGGAGCAGCAGGGGGAUAUUUUGUCUGCCUUCAAGAGAGCGGAUGCUGGAGAGGAUGACGGAAGUCUGGACUUCAGUGCUCUGCUCAAAGCCACCAAGAAGAAUAAGAGGCCAGACAAGGAACCACCGAUAGAUGUGUGGGAAUUGCUCAAGAGCGCCCAUCCAAGCGAGUACGAGAAAAUUGCCUUUGAGUAUGGCAUCACUGACCUGAGGGGCAUGCUGAAACGUCUGAAAAAGAUGAAGGUGGUCGAGCCCAAGCACAGCGAGGCUUUCCUGUCAAGGAUGGAUUCUUGCUACUCGGUGGAAAAGGGCAAGAAGAUCGUCCUGAAGUGCGAGGUUGUCGAUCCCAACGUCCAGGUCAAAUGGUUGAAGAAUGGCCAGGAGAUCAAAGGCUCAGCCAAGUACGUCAUGGAGGCCAUCGGCAACGUCAGAACCCUCACCCUCAACAGGACGACCCUGGCCGAUGAUGCUGCGUAUGAAUGUGUGGUGGGAGAAGACAAGUGUUUCACUGAGGUGUUUGUCAAAGAGCCCCCUGUGACUAUCACCAAGCUGAUGGAUGACUACCAUGUGGUCGUGGGAGAGAGAGUGGAGUUUGAGGUUGAGGUGUCGGAGGAGGGCGCCCACGUCAUGUGGUUUUUCGAGGACAUAGAGCUUCACAGAGAGACAGAUUCCAAGUUUCGCUUCAAGAAGGACGGAAGGAAACACACGCUCAUCAUCCAGGAGGCAACGCUGGACGACAUCGGAAUGUAUCAUGCCUGGACAAACGGGGGGCACACCAAAGGAGAGCUGGAAGUGGAAGAGAAAGAGCUGGAGGUGCUGCAGGACAUCGCUGAUCUGACAGUGAGGGCGACGGACCAGGCCAUGUUCAAGUGUGAAGUGUCCGACGACAAGGUCACAGGAAAGUGGUUUAAAGAUGGCGUGGAGGUUUUGCCAAGCGACCGCAUCAAAAUGACUCACAUUGGAAGGUUCCACAAGCUGAUUAUUGAUGAAGUGAAGCCGGAGGAUGCCGGAGACUACACGUUUGUUCCUGAUGGAUACGCUCUGUCACUUUCUGCCAAACUCAACUUCUUGGAAAUUAAGAUCGACUAUGUGCCUAGACAAGAUCCUCCAAAGAUCCACCUGGACACCACUGGAAACAUGGUCUCCCAAAACACUAUCAUUGUGGUGGCGGGCAACAAGCUGCGACUGGAUGUUGAGAUCACUGGAGAACCAGCACCCACUGUUGUUUGGUCCAAAGGAGAUAAGGCAAUCACAGAAGCAGAAGGCCGCGUGAGGGUGGAGGCCAGGAAAGACCUGAGCUGCUUCGUCAUUGAGGGAGCGGAGAGGGAGGAUGAGGGCAACUACACCAUCUGUGUCACUAACCCCGCCGGAGAGGACAAGGCUAUGCUGUUUGUGAAGAUCGUGGAUGUGCCCGACGCCCCUGAGAAUGUCAAAUGUACAUCCGUGGGAGAGGACUGUGGCACCAUCGUCUGGGACCCCCCUGUAUUUGAUGGCGGUGCCCCAGUCAAAGGUUAUCUCAUGGAGAGGAAGAAGAAGGGCUCCUCCAGAUGGACAAAGCUCAACUUUGACGUUUACGAAUCGACUACAUACGAAGCCAAGAGGAUGAUUGAAGGCGUCCAGUACGAGAUGAGGGUGUUCGCCGUCAACAGCAUCGGCUUGUCUCCGCCGAGUAUCAGCUCCAAACCCUUCAUGCCCAUUUCCGCGACCAGUGAGCCGAUGCGCCUGACGGUGCACGAUACCACGAACAACUCAUGCACCCUGAAGUGGCUCGCCCCGGAGAAGAUCGGAGCUGGAGGCCUGGAUGGUUACGUUAUUGAAUACUGCAAGGAAGGAGACACUGAGUGGGUGGUGGCCAACAAGGAACUUUGUGAGAGACAGGGAUACGUGGUGCGUGGCCUCCCUGUGGGAGAGAAGAUCAACUUCAGGGUGGUGGCUGUAAACAUCGCUGGACGCAGUCCCCCUGCCACACUGCAGCAGGCUGUCACCAUCCGCGAGAUCGUUGAACAUCCAAAGAUCCGCCUUCCUCGUGAACUAAGACAAAAGUACAUCAGAAAAGUUGGAGAAAAGAUCAACCUGACCAUCCCCUUCCAGGGUAAACCACGUCCCGUCGCAACCUGGUACAAAGAUGGUCAACCCGUGGAGGACAAGAUGGUCAGCGUGCGUAACUCGAACGUGGACACCAUCCUGUUCAUCCGCUCGGCAGAGAGAGAGCACACUGGAACGUAUGAGCUGGUUCUACAGAUUGAGAACCUGGAGGACAGGGCCUCCAUCACCAUCAGGAUUGUUGACAAGCCUGGGCCUCCACUAAACGUUAGGGUGACGGACGUCUGGGGCUUCAACGCGGCGCUGGAGUGGGAUCCCCCGAAGGACGAUGGCAACUGUGAGAUCUCCGGAUAUACCAUCCAGAAGGCGGACAUGAAGACCAAGGAUUGGUUCACCGUGUAUGAACACAACAGACGGACAAACUGCACUGCCUCAGACCUGAUCAUGGGCAAUGAAUACAUGUUCCGCGUCUACAGUGAAAACCUCUGCGGCAAGAGCGACGAGGUGAAAUUCAGCAAGAACACGGCAACCAUCGCUAAGCAAGGCCUGGAAAUCAAACGAAACCCCUACAAGGAGAUGGACAUGGCCUGCAUGCCCAAGUUUACGCAGCCCUUAGUCGACAGAGCUGUGGUGGCUGGGUACAGCGUCGCCAUCAGCUGCGCCGUCAGAGGCUACCCCAAGCCUAAGAUUGUCUGGAUGAAGAACAAAAUGAUCAUCGGCGGGGAUCCCAAGUACUUGAUGCAGAACAACCAAGGAGUGCUGACCCUGAACAUCCGCAGGCCAAGCGCCUUUGACGGCGGCAAAUACUCCUGCAUGGCUGUCAAUGACCUGGGCAAGGACGAGGUGGAGUGCAAACUGGACGUCAAACCUUUCGUAGAACCGGAGAAGAAGUGAGAAACCCCCGACAGCAGUGAAUGUGAAACAGUGAAUGAACGGUGAAUGUCACUAUGUAGAGUUCACACUGUGAUAAUAAUUCAAAUAAAAUGUAGUGAUGCCUGC
Molecule: messenger RNA, 3581 nt
Organism: Pleuronectes platessa (European plaice)
Lineage: Eukaryota; Metazoa; Chordata; Actinopteri; Pleuronectiformes; Pleuronectidae
Product: myosin-binding protein C, fast-type
Exons: 28
Coding region: 153-3476 (1107 amino acids)
Molecular function (GO): protein binding
Source: RefSeq, a predicted model, not a curated record